Molecule: messenger RNA, 690 nt
Organism: Camellia sinensis
Lineage: Eukaryota; Viridiplantae; Streptophyta; Magnoliopsida; Ericales; Theaceae
Source: RefSeq, a predicted model, not a curated record
AUGGCAUUAGACAAUUUCAUACGCAGAAACUGCGAGGAUGAUGCGACCAUUGCUGCUGUCAGAAAUGCGGCGGAGUACACGUAUGACGAUAUUCCCGAUCGUGCAGAUUUGGCUGCCCUAGACGAAGCCGUCGUGCCUACGGACGAGGACGUUGACAUGGCGAAGAGAAGACUAGAAAUAAAUGAUGAAGUAGGGAUAGGGGUGUCUAGGAAUUUUCAUUCUAUAGUUGUUGAAGCAAGGGGGCAUGAGGCAUUAACAUUUGAUGAACGAGAUGCAAAGAAUUACAUUGAGAGUAUGAGAAGAUUGAGGCUUGGGGUAGGAGAUACCGAAUCAGUUGCACUUUAUUUUCAUAGGAUGCAACAACAAAAUUCGAACUUCUAUUCUGCAAUGGACCUCGAUGAAGAUGGUCGCAUGCGAAACUUGUUUUGGUUGAAUGCAAGGAAUAUGGCAACUUAUAAAGCAUUUGGGGAUGUUGUUUCAUUUGACACAACCUAUCUCACAAACAAAUAUGAUAUGCCAUUUGUUUCUUUUGCAGGGGUUAAUCACCAUGGGCAGCCAAUUUUUCUUGGUUGUGGGCUGUUGUCUAAUGAGAAUACUGAAACAUUUGAGUGGCUAUUCAAAGAAUGGUUAAGUUGCAUGUCUGACCCUCCUCCAAAAGCUAUAAUAACGGACCAGUGCAGAACUAUGUAA